AUGUACUAUCCACGUAGUCGCAAACUACUUGUUUACGGUUUCGAUUUUCAGCAGCAUCAUAUACCUCAGUCAGCUGAUUAUCGAAAGAAAAAGCAAGUAGUCCCGAUGCGAGUGUAUAUCUCACAAUUCGUACGUGUCGAUACUACUGAAGAAGACGAUGGCAAUUAUGCCGGUAUUCAGUUCAACAUACCUGGUGGACGUUCGGUUACAGCGGAAUACAUCGUUGAGUUGAUGGAGGUACAGCUGAAACCACAUCAUAAACCUUACGAAGUGCGACGCAAUUGGGCAGAACUAUUGGAGAAAUUUGCAACGUCACAGUUGGAGAGCAGAAAAAAAGAUGAUGAGCCGGUGCUUUACUUUAGAAGAAAUGUCCAAUUAUCAGAGACAAGAGAACAACAGAUUGUCACGUUCUGUUCAAAUGCGUUGGAUAUGUUGCUUACGGAUGCUCGUUCAUCGCUUUUUUUGGAUCGAUGUCCAAUGUCCCCAGAGAAUGCAGCCGAACUUGCUGGACUAGGGUUUGCCAUGGAAGAGAGCGCUUAUGAUUGUAAGAUACAUAAUGUGGAUUGGCUGAGAGUGCACAUCGAUGACCAGUUGCCUGUCCGAAUGGCUGACGUAAUUCGUGGGCCAAUGCUUCUCGGUAAAGCUCUCAGUGGAUUCAAUGAAUUGGAAAUUCGUAUUAUUGAAUGGUGGAAAAAAGGAAGCGUUAUACUUAAAGUGGAGGGAGUUAAGGAAGUUCGUCGGCAGUAUCUGGCUAAACUUCGAGAAUCAACACCAUGUUAUGGCGCUGCGUUCUUUCGAGGUCUAAUCGAACGUCCAGGAAUAAAUCCUCUUAACAUUAAAAAAGUUUUCAACUACUUGAUCAGUGGUGCACCAGAUACCGAAGUCCUUGUCGGUGUGAAUAGGGAGUUCAUCUCAAUAAUAGAUAUCAGUCGUCAUGAUUUGUUACUUGUGCAAAGGAUACCUGAUUGUACCUGGAGGAAACUUAUAUAUUCUCCGGAAGAAAUCAAGAAAGGAUACCAGCAUCUAUUAUUCCUUUCUUUUCCGGAUGAUGAUUACAUAAAGUCUCGUAAUGAUUUUCUAUCCGGAAAAUCGGAAAACCUUGCAGCAAUGAAAAUGAACAUACUUCAUAUUUUUUCGAGCCAAACUGUGCUUCUGAAUGCUAUGCUUAAUUCUGUGAAAUCGAGUCUGGUUGAUGAAGAGCAAGGUGUACGUGUUCCAGCUCCUAUAGGCUUUGUAACGUUUAACAACGUUUUUGUUGAGUUCAAUGGAGACCAAUCCAGCAUUUCGAGCGGUUAUCCAGCCCCUGGUCGAGUUACUAUAGCUCGAACUCCUUCGCUUUCAAAGUGUCACCGUAUGUGUUUAGCAAGCUUCGAGGAUGGUAGAUUCGUGAAGGCAAAGGGUAGUUAUAAGAAGGUGGAUUGGGAAACAAUCCAGCGCGGUAUUGAAGUAGUACUAUAA
Messenger RNA from Angiostrongylus costaricensis, 1458 nucleotides. The record is from the annotation of a GenBank genome assembly. NCBI's taxonomy places the organism in Eukaryota, Metazoa, Nematoda, Chromadorea, Rhabditida, Metastrongylidae.